AUGUCCUCGUUGCUGAAGCCGUUUUCGGUGUGUGAAAGGCCGUGCGAGAGUGGCGGUGUCCGGCGAGGAUGCCCGAGCUCAGACCUCCAUCCGCAGCCUCCAUCGCAGCGUCUGACCGCCGCUGCCGUCGCGGCGGGGCUGGGCUCUCUACCGGCUCACCAGCGGCUAUACGCGGCCAGAAGGAACCUGGCGGCUGCCGCAGUCGGAGGAAGGAAAAUCACGCAUCCUGGAAAGGCCAUCCUUGCAGGUGGCAUUGCAGGAGGAAUAGAGAUCUGUAUCACCUUCCCCACAGAGUAUGUCAAGACUCAGCUGCAGCUAGACGAGAGAGCCAAUCCACCACGAUACAGAGGGAUUGGUGACUGUGUGAAACUGACCGUGCAGGAUCAUGGGCUCAGAGGGUUGUAUCGAGGUCUCAGCUCCCUGCUUUACGGAUCAAUACCCAAGUCUGCAGUAAGAUUUGGCACAUUUGAAAUGCUCAGCAACCCCAUGCGGGAUGCCACGGGUCGGCUUGACAACACGCGGAGCCUCUUGUGUGGUUUAGGAGCGGGUAUAGCAGAGGCCAUCGUGGUUGUCUGCCCUAUGGAAACGCUAAAGGUGAAGAUGAUCCAUGACCAGUGUUCCCUCAGACCUCGUUACAGAGGCUUCUUUCAUGGAGUCAGUGAGAUCAUCAGAGAACAGGGUGUCAGAGGGACAUAUCAAGGUCUGACAGCAACUGUGCUUAAACAAGGAACCAAUCAGGCCAUCCGGUUCUAUGUGAUGAAUGCGCUGCGCAACUGGUACAAAGGUGAUGAUCCCCGAAAAGAAAUGCAUCCGAUCGUCACUGCGAUGUUUGGAGCUACAGCAGGAGCAGCAAGUGUUUUUGGAAAUACUCCUCUGGAUGUGGUGAAGACCAGGAUGCAGGGUUUGGAGGCUCACCGCUACAAAAACACAGUGGACUGUGCCUUCCAGAUCUUGAAGCACGAAGGACCACAGGCGUUCUACAAAGGUACCGUUCCCAGGCUUGGCCGUGUGUGCUUGGACGUGGCCAUCGUAUUCGUCAUUUAUGAGGAGGUGGUCAAACUACUCAACGGUGUAUGGAAGACUCAGUAGAGACAGACGGUGAAAGCGGUCCAGAGGGAAGUACAGACCAGUGCCUCAUGCUACGCACAACUGAACACCUCUACUCUCGUUCAUAGCUCUCUGCAUCGCCUUGAGCUGACAACUCUUGAUGUUGACCAGUUUCCACUCUGCUACACAAAUGAUUUGCAG
Scomber japonicus (chub mackerel) is the source of this 1248-nucleotide messenger RNA. RefSeq names its product solute carrier family 25 member 1a (gene slc25a1a). Lineage: Eukaryota; Metazoa; Chordata; Actinopteri; Scombriformes; Scombridae. Gene Ontology annotation, biological process: mitochondrial citrate transmembrane transport. Bases 1 to 1089 code for a protein of 362 amino acids. The transcript has 9 exons. The record is from RefSeq and is a predicted model, not a curated record.